AUGGACCAGUCUGCGAUUCUGAUCCUGGUUCUUCUGUCCCUCAGCUUGGCGUGUAAAGCAGAUGAAGAUACAGAGGAGCUCUCUUGUCCAGAACACCAGGAGGGUUUUGAUGGCUCCUGCUAUGAGUUUGUGGGUCUUCAGCGAUCAUUCUCAGAUGCUGAGAAGUGGUGUGAGCAUGGUGGAGGACAUGUUGCAUUCAUCCUCAAUGAUGAGACACAGCAAUUCCUACAGAAGCACUUGGACCCAGAGAUGGACUGGUGGCUUGGACUCGGACCUGCGGCUCCUAACCUCACACUUGACUCUGCAUCCAGUGACGGUUCUCUUGCGUGGUUGGAUGGUUCAGAUGUCAGCUACAACAACUGGCUGAAUCUGCCAGAUCCAGCAGCCGAUUGUGGUCACAUCCUGGGCAAUUCUGGCUUCCAGUGGGAAGCGACAUGGAACUGUAGCCAGGAACUGAACUUCAUCUGCCAGUUUGAUUCUGGGAGAACAUUUGCCUGCGAGGGCCAAAAUGCUGCCCUGCGCUGCGGUUCCGGGGAAGUGAUUGAGAUAGACGACAGCUUCUACGGUCGCAAAACUAUUCACUUCUGCCGUUCUCAGGCCACAGCAGCAGCUACAUCCUCUCAGGACGAGUGCAGCUGGAUAGAUGUUGGUGACUCUGUGACAGCACAUUGUCAUGGCCUUCAGACCUGUCAUGCCCCGGUAAAUCUGAGCUCUUUUGGGGAACCCUGUCCUGUUCUUGGAAGCUACCUGUCUGUGGAGUAUCACUGCAAACACGGCCUCCAAUUGCUGAUGAGUAAACUGGCUGCUGUAUUUGACAAUGUGACCAUCACUGUCAAGUGGCUUCUGCAUCCUUUCCAGGGAAACCUCACCUGCUCCCUAAAUGCUGGAGAUGGUCAUGCCAUCAACCCAUACACUCCAGAAGAGAUGGAGAGCACUGUGAUGCAUAAGUUCACACGGCCAGGCGUUUUUAGGGUCAUGGUUGAGUGUUCAACCAGUGAGUGGCAUGUUACCGCUCAGCGAGUCAUCACUAUUCAAGAGCCUGUUGGGGUAUUUGAUAGCAUCAGGUGCUUCAGCAGGAACCUUUCAGGUGAUGGUGGAAAAUGCAACCUGCUGUAUGGCGGGUCAGCUGAUAUUGAGGUGACAGUUGUUGCUGGUACAAAUGUAACCUACACUGUCCAACAUGAAGGCCACGUGAUAGCAAACUCAUCAGUGGACAAAGGGAUCACAGCCCACAACAUAACCCUCACCGCGAACAUGAUGGAAGAUCUCGGUCUUGGGUGCAAAAAUCUGACUUUGGCCGCCUCCAACAAGGUCACGUCACGCACAGUUUCCAAAGAGCUAGAGCUGUGUGUGCUGGAACCGGUGGACGGUCUCCAGGCCUCGGUUGUAGCUGAGGACGGCGAGUGUCCCAACUCUUCUGACCUGACUGUUGCCAUUUCACUGGAGCAAGGAGCUCCAGUUGAGCUUCUCUUCACUCUGACUGGAGCCGAAGACUCAAUCUCUGAGACCAGAGACAUGCUGAAUGGAAGCCACACCUUUAUGUUUUCCAGCCCAAUUAAAGGACUCUCCACAGUGAAUGUGCGAGCCACAAAUGCAAUCUCCGCCUCAGAUACUGAUGUAGACCUUGAAAAAGUCAUUCGGAAUUGCCAGAUUUACUCAAACUCUUCGACUGAGGAUUUAAAUACCGCUGAAGAGGACGUCUCUUUAAUAAUGAGCGCAGAUCCAGAGGUUGUAGUGGACAACUCCCAGAGUGUUACGCUGGCAGUCAAUAGCAGUAAACAGCUACCCAGCCAAGGACUAAUAUAUGAGUGGUCAUGUGAGGAAUCGUGCAAAUGCAGCAACAGCACAAACAAACAAACCCAUGUCAUAGAGAGAGAAUGCCUCCCAAAUGCAUUUGAAUUUGUGAAGUACAGAGUGACUCUUAAGAAGAAACUGUGGUUCAGAAAAUGGACUAAAGUGGCCUCAGCCUCUAAAUGCAUCAGCGUUUUGCCUAAAGCAUUUACAGAUGUCAAAAUCAGUUGUGAUGAUUGUACUUCGAUCCAUGUGAAUCAUCUUGUGAAGUUGAAACUGAGCUGCAAGGCAACGUGUCCGGACACGGUUUGGUUCAUUGAGGGUCACGAACCUCCUACAGGAUCCCUCCAAAGAUGUUACUCUCAAGCUGGAAGAUAUCCUCCCACUGACAAGCAAGAUGGCAUUUUGGAAUAUGUAGUACAAAGCCAUCACCUUAAAGCCUCACUUGAGACACAACGCAACAUCACUGUGGUUGCUUAUGGAAAGAACAUGCCCGGUUUUGCCAAAUACACAUUGCCAAUACCGGAGCCAGAACCUACUGAGCAACCUACAACAGCAGCUGCGACAACAGUUUCGUUUGACAGCGAACCUUCUUGUAGUAUCUUCCCACUAUCAGGAACAGUGCUUGACGCAUUCGACAUCACCUGCAAGCCUGGUUCUUUCUGCUCAGCCGGCUGUGUCUACUGCCUCAUGACGGACACAGGCAAACAUUUGCGCUGCAGUCCUGCAAAUGUGUUAAAAUCGGUGUACCUGCCUCAUGGAGACGAACGGAGCAACUACAGCCUGACAGUCGUGGUAACAGUGAAAAACCAAUUCAAAGAACUCACGACUGAUAUACCAACUCAGGUACGGAACAGUGUCUCCAGUGCGUCUGUGGAGGAUCUACAGUCAACUUUGGAAGAUUCAGUCAGUCAGUUAGAGGAUCAAGGUCUGCUCUCUGGCGAAGCCCUCGGGCAAAUAUUUACUUCCAUCUCUGAUCUGCUGAACUCAGACUCAAGCACAGAACAGAAGGAUGCGCGGACGAAGUUAAGAGAGCAGAUGCUGACCAAGAUGACCUCAGUGCUGCUGGACUCUCCUGCCAAUACAAGUCAGGAAGUAGAAGCGACGGCCAAAGUGGUCGUUGGACUCACACAGAGAUCUGAUGAGCUCAGUCCGUCUGCUCAGGAAGAAGCCAGUUCAUUACUGGUGGACCUCAGCUCAUCUCUCAGCACCAUCAACGUAGUCCAGUUUGAGGAGGACGGAGGUGAAAUUUUGCAAGUUGCUGCACCCAUUGUCGAAGCAGCAAGUAACAUCCUUAAUGUUUCAGCAAAUGAGAAAGUCUCUAACUCUCUGCUUACUGGAAUAAACAAUGUUCAGAGUGCUUUGUUGAACAACAAGAGGUUGAAUGGAGAACCCAUUAUCAUUGACUCUGGUCAGAUCAGCGUCUACGUAAACAGAGUGUCUCCGGCAACCAUGAACAUGCAGGAUAUCAAUGCCAAUAAGAACAGCUCAUCGAAAUUCAGCUUUCCCACUCUGCCUGCUCAUGUGCUCUCUCCAGAUGAGCCCGUGGAUGUUAGAAUGAUGAGUUUUGAUAAAAAUCCAUACUCGUGGAAGGAGGAUAACAUCACUGGGACAGUGGGAUCAGUCUCUCUCACCAAAAUGGAUGGCACAGUCAUCUCUGUGGAAAACUUGCCUGAGGAGAUCGAGAUUCUCCUCCCCAGACCCAGUGCAGGGCAGGACAACACCACAGUUCUGGACCUGAGCAGUUUCAGCACAGUAACCAUUGACAUUCCAUCUCCUGAUGUUACACUCGUGCUGAAAAUGGAACCAUCGCAAAACAUUUCCCUUAUGCUUUAUCUGGGCUAUAAAGAAUAUCCGAGUAAUGACGACUAUGUAGCCAGGACCAAACUCCCUGUUGAGGGUUUAACAGAAGAGGAACAAUAUACCUGGGUUUUGGGUCCUAAUGAGAGAAGUGGAGACGUCGGAGUACACUUCCUGGUUUUAAAGCCGAUUGUUGAGCCAGGCGUCAAAUUCAUCAACGCCUCUGUCGGUGUCAGAACCAUCGCUGCGCAGUGCAAGUUCUGGAAUGAAACUGAGAGUUCUUGGAGUGAAAAUGGCUGCAGGGUUGGUCCGCUGACAACAGACACUGUCACCCAGUGUCUCUGCAACCACUUGACAUUCUUCGGCAGCUCUUUCUUCGUCAUGCCAAACUUGGUGGACGUCUCGCGCACAGCAGAACUUUUUGCCACUUUUGCUAACAAUCCUGUGGUGGCUUGUUUUGUCGGGGCCAUUGUGUUAGUUUAUUUACUGGUGGUCAUCUGGGCAAGGAGGAAAGACAUACUUGAUUCAGCUAAGGUUAAAAUAACGCUGCUUGAAGACAAUGACCCCUUGGCUGAAUAUCGCUAUAUGCUCCACGUCAGCACUGGACAUCGGCACGGUGCAGCCACCUCCGCUCAGGUGACGGUUACCUUGAUCGGGACGGAGGGAGAGAGCGAACCCCACCACCUGACCGACCCCGAGAAGCCUGUGUUUGAGCGGGGCGGAGAGGAUAUGUUCCUUUUGACGACACAUUUUUCUCUAGGUGACCUGCAGGGCAUUCGGCUGUGGCAUGACAACUCCGGGUCGCAUCCUGCUUGGUAUGUGAACAAAGUCACAGUGCAAGACCUGGAAAGCGGCCAGAAAUGGCAGUUUCUCUGUAACUCCUGGCUUUCUGUGGAUGUGGGAGAAUGCACUCUGGACAAGGUUUUCCCGGUGGCCACAGAGGAGGAUUUAAAGAGAUUUAGUAAUCUCUUCUUCAUGAAGACAGCUAAGGAUUUCAGUGAUGGCCACAUCUGGUUCUCGGUAGUCAGCCGGCCUCCGUGCAGCACUUUCACCCGGGUGCAGCGGGUCUCUUGUUGUUUCUCCCUUCUGCUGUGCACCAUGCUGACCAGCAUAAUGUUCUGGGGGAUUCCCACAGAUCCCUCUGAGCAGACCAUGGACCUGGGUCACAUUGAAUUUACCUGGCAGCAAGUGAUGAUUGGUAUUCAAAGUUCGAUCAUCAUGUUUCCCAUAAAUCUACUCAUUGUGAGCAUCUUCAGAAACACUAGACCCCGAGAAAAAGUGGUGAAAAAAGACCAAUCCAAGCAGACUAAGAGUGGACGAGUCUCUCCCUCGGACAGGUCAUUAGGUCAGCACAAGGACAUUACAGCAGACACUGUGUGCAAGGAUAUAAAGAGAAUUGCCCAAUCGCUGUCCAAGACAAUGAAGAGCCCUCUGCCCCACCUGGACUUUCCAUCUGCUCAACCAGUGGACAUCAACACCCUGCUGUCCUUGGUUGAAGACAUCAUCCGACAUCAAAACCGAGCAGCCAGUGACUUCUACACUGAUGACUCUAAAAGGGAAUGUUCAAUGAUCCUGAGUUUAGGAUCAGUGGAUCUACAAGAAAGCAGCGGGCACGGCAGCCCAGAGAGGAGCCCAGAUGGGGCUCAAAAGAAAAGCAACAAUGGUCGGUAUCUGUACAGGCAGCUUCGUCAUGUCGAGAAGGAGCUGGGUCUUCUGGGACCUUCUCGUUUUCCAAACCCAAAUGGCUACGACCGAGCCAUGCAGCAGGUGCAGGGGAUGAAGGGUCUUCUGCAGUACCACCUUCCCUCUUCAACCUUCGAGGGAGUUCCGUUGGAGCGCAGCUCCAGUCCUGACGACAGCCUCAACGGGGCCCCCGCCAAGAAGUGCUGUCAAGGGGGGCUUCCGUGGUGGUUUGUGUUCAUCGGAUGGAUUCUUGUUAUCGCGACCAGUGGCGUAUCUGGGUAUUUUACCAUGAUGUACGGCUUCACGUAUGGAAAGGACAAAUCCAUUAGCUGGCUGAUCUCCAUGCUCGUCUCUUUUUUUGAGAGUCUCUUCAUCACUCAGCCUCUGAAGGUUCUUGGAUUUGCUGCUUUCUUUGCCCUGGUUUUAAAGAAGGUUGAUCAGGAGGAAUUCGGGGACCCACAGUUGGAUGAGAGCCUCAGCAAUCCAGAUGACAUCGAUGCCGUGCGAAUGGCGAGAAGAGACAGCUCCAGCAGUUUUUAUCAACCACCUCCACCCACUGACAUAGAAAAGAUCCGAAGCAACAUGAUCAAAGAGCAGAAGGUCUUUGCUCUGAUUCGAGAGAUUCUGGCAUACGCAGGUUUCAUGUGGAUGCUGCUCCUGGUGGCGUACGGUCAGAGGGACCCCAAUGCUUUUUUCUUGACUCAGCAUAUCCGGCAGAGCUUCAGCAAAGGAAUCUCAGACAGUAUGAGUCUUCAAGAUGUGUUCACAUGGGCCAAUACAACCUUACUGAGCAGCCUGUUUGGGGAGUAUCCUGGAUUCAUCACUGAUGGGAACUCAAUCCUGGUGGGGAAUGCUCGUCUUCGGCAGCUGAGAGUGAAGCCAAACUCAUGCACCAUUGCUCGCUCCAUGCAACAGUCGGUCGACGACUGUCAUGCGCCAUACUCCUGGGAGUUGGAGGACAUGGGCUCUCAUGGACCAGGGUGGACCUUCGAUGUGGUGGGUAACAACUCCCAGGAUCUUGAAAGUCCAUGGCAGUACCAGUCACAAGGAAAACUGAGAGCCUUUCCCAUCUGGGGCAGCGUAAAGUUGUACAGAGGAGGAGGGUUUGUCGUGACUCUUGGGCCAGAUUUACAGAAUUCGAGCAGGACCCUCCAGUAUCUUCAUGAAAGUCGCUGGCUUGACACUUACACGCAGGCGCUUUUUGUUGAGUUCACCGUUUAUAAUGCCAAUGUCAACCUGUUCUGCAUUGUCACUCUUAUAUUGGAGACCACAGCCAUUGGGGCUUUUCAGUUCCGAAGUGAACUGCAAAAUGUUCGUCUGUACCAGUCCACGGGUGGUCUGCACAUCUUCGUCAUGGCAUCGGAAGUCAUUUAUUUCCUGUUCAUUUUGCACUACAUGUUUGUUCAGGGAAAGCAGAUGAAGGUGCAGAAAUGGGCCUAUUUCAAGAGCAAAUGGAACCUACUGGAGAUGGCGAUUAUCAUUCUAAGCUGGAGCGCACUGUCCGUUUUCACCAAGAGGACUGUACUGGGGAAUCGGGACAUGGAGUACUACCAGAACCACAAAGACCAAUUUGCUAGUUUCCAAGAGACAGCGAGGGCAGAUGCGGUGCUGGGAUAUCUGAUCGCCUUCCUGGUUCUGCUAGCAACAAUCAAACUGUGGCACCUGCUGAGACUGAACCCGAAGCUGCACAUGAUCACAGCCACUCUGCAGCGAGCCUGGACGGACAUCUCUGGCUUUCUGGUGGUCAUAUCCAUCAUGUUCCUGGCUUACUCUAUUGCUUCUAACUUGAUGUAUGGAUGGAAGCUGUACUCCUAUAGGACCUUACUCGAUGCUGCUCAGACGAUGGUCAGUCUGCAGUUGGGCAUAUUUAACUAUGAGGAGGUUUUGAAUUAUAACCCAGUCCUUGGAGCAUUCCUCAUCGGUUCCUGUAUUGUGUUCAUGACCUUUGUGGUGCUGAACCUCUUCAUCUCCGUCAUUCUCGUGGCUUUCAGCGAAGAACAGAUUCAUCACAAGCCAUCAGAGGAAGAGGAGAUUGUGGACCUGAUGCUGAUGAAAUUCUGUAGUUUGUUUGGAAUCAAAUGCAAGAAACCUGGCGGUGAUGGACCCACAAAUCCCUCUGGUCCCUCCACGAUUUCAUCAUGAGUACCCAACAGAUGAACACUAUUUCUGUCUGUGAUUAGUAUCCACUGUGGCUUGUCUGUGCUUACUACAUAUAUCAAUGUUGUUAGGUCUGGUAUAUA
This is a messenger RNA of Synchiropus splendidus (mandarinfish), 7514 nucleotides long. RefSeq names its product polycystic kidney disease protein 1-like 2. The record is from RefSeq and is a predicted model, not a curated record. The transcript is spliced from 41 exons. Gene Ontology annotation, cellular component: membrane. Gene Ontology annotation, molecular function: calcium channel activity; carbohydrate binding; protein binding. NCBI's taxonomy places the organism in Eukaryota, Metazoa, Chordata, Actinopteri, Syngnathiformes, Callionymidae. Gene Ontology annotation, biological process: detection of mechanical stimulus. Bases 1 to 7416 code for a protein of 2471 amino acids.